CACUUCCUGCUCUGCGCUGCAUGAUGGCGAUGUCCAUGACAGAUCUGGCACAUUGACUUCGUCCGGAGGGUUUUUUUUUUUUUUACGGUAGCCACUUUGAAAACUUCUCCGGAGACGUGUGUUUGCAAAUGAACCACUAACGUGAAAUCCUCGUCAGUGGAUAUUAAAUGAGGUAAACAGCGGGUGAACAGCUUUAUUUUCUCCCUUAGCUCGACAUUGCUAAUAAUGGCGCUUCACAGACUGUCCUUCAGACUACGGCAGACGGUAACACAUGUUAGGUCCCUUCAUACCAGUGGAUGUGGGCAGCAGCAGGAGGCUUUGGCUGCAGAGUCAGAACCAGAGCCCUUCUCAGUUUUUAGAACACAAGAGAACGAGCCGGCAUGUCAGUCCGGGAAUCAGAUUGGACAGUAUUACACUCUGCCAUCUGCACACAUCCGCACUCUGUUCCCUCAUGGCCUCCCUCGGCGCUAUCAACAACAGGUGAAGACGUUUAAUGAAGCCUGUGUGAUGGUGAGGCAGCCUGCUCUUGAGGUCAUUGACUACCUGAAGAAAACAGACAUCAGCAAACCCCCUGUGCGAUAUGUUUUCUAUGGGUUAAAGGGCAGUGGGAAGACAAUGUCUCUCUGUCACACCGUCCACUUCUGCUACACACAGGGAUGGCUGGUCCUUCAUAUUCCGGAUGCUCAUGUCUGGGUGAAGAACUGCAAAGAGCUGCUGCCCUCGUCUUUUAACUCAUCUCGCUUUGAUCAGCCGUUACAAGCCACCGAAUGGUUACGCAACUUCAGAACCACCAAUGAGCCCUUUCUGUCAAAGAUUAAGACGAAACAGCGCUAUGUGUGGACGAAGAGAGAGUUCACUGAGGAGGGAAGCUUGCUAGCAGAGCUGGUGGAUCAGGGCAUAUCUCGUGUGAAGAGCAGCAGUGAUGUUGUGGGGGCGGUGAUGAAGGAGCUGAGGCUGCAGAGCGGGCAGCCGGAGUCAGACUUCCGCCUGGCUGUGGCUGUGGACGGUGUCAAUGCCCUGUGGGGAAGAUCCACUAUCAAAAAGGAGGAUAAGAGUGCUGUGGAUCCUGAAGAGCUCACUUUAGUCUAUAACCUGAGGAAAAUGAUGAAAAACGACUGGACCGGAGGCGCCAUCAUCACAACUCUGGCUCAGACGGGGUCUCUCUACACUUCAAGAUCUGAAUAUUUGCCUCAAGAGCUGCUGGGAGAGACGGGGUUUGACAACAUGGACCCGUUCAUCCCGGUGUCAGUGCCCAACUACAGCGAGAAAGAGUUUGAAAGCUGUUACCUCUAUUACAUGGACCGCCACUGGCUACAGCAUCCACAGAGCCACACAGAGGAAGGAAAGAAAGAAAUCAUCUUUUUGAGCAACAGAAAUCCGUCAAUGUUGGACAGAGUUUGUGCCUCCCUCUGAAGUUCUGAAGAGAUAUAAACCACAACCAUGAAUAUCAGUGUCUCAGAAAUAAACAUACAAGUGUCCACGUCUAUAAUAUAUGUGUCCUUCUGUAAAUUAUGAUGCAUGUGUGUAACUUUGAUAAUAAAAUAAUACAGUUUAAAGCAAGUUUUGUUUUUUUAUAUUUUGUUUUUCUUAAAUUCAACAUGUUUGUAGUUUUAAGUAACUUUCACUUAGUUUAAGAGGAGCUGCUUUGUUACAAGACUAAAUGACUGUGGCUCAGUUAGUACAGUCGGUUGUCUCUCAACCGGAAGGUUGGGGAUUCGAUCCCCGGCUCCUGCAGUCAAUGUGUCCUUGACAUGUGUGAUGUGUCCUUGGGCGAGACACUUAACCCCAAGUAGCUCCCGCUGCUCCAGCGGCAGUGUAUGAAUGUGUAUGUAUGGGUAAGUUAAUGCUGAUGGUCACUGUACAUAGCAGCCUCUGCCAUGAGAGUGUGAAUGGGUAGGUGUGACCUUUGGUGUAAAAGUGCUUUGAGUAGUCGGAAGACUAGAAAAGCUAUACAUGCUAUAGGCCUUUUACAAUUUUCCAUAGUCUGCUAUUAGAAUCUGAAAAUGAUCUUUGUGAAUUAAAUCAUUUCUGCCACAUAAUAGCUAACUAAAUGUACAAUUCAAUUAUAUGCCAUGUACUUGUAACCAUUACAUUUUCGGAAUUUAUAAAAAAGGAAAUUGAUGCAGAAACAGUAAUUUGGUCUUACAAGUAUUAAAUACAAGUUUUAUUUGGAUAAAGCUAUAAAAACUUGUUCAAAUAUAUAUGAUAUAAUUUCUCUAUAUUUCCCAAAUCAUGAAUAAAAUAUUGCUGUUAACUUCUGUUAUGCUUUUCAAACAUCUGGAAGCACAUGUAACACAGUAACCUUAAUUGAGCUCAGAGGUCCCCCUCCUUUCCUUACAGCACCGGGAUACAGCACCACCUGGCGAUUGGUCAGAAUAUUACAUGCGUGUUCACGUGAUAGUUGGAUGUAGUCACAUGACACAUACAAAAGUCUCAUUCGCUCGUCAAAACAUCAGUGGGCUUAAACGGCGGAGUUGAUAAAGUCAAGGUGACGAUCAGUUGUGAUUUUAUUUUAUUACCUUACAGGACAUGACAGAGUUUGUAUCCGGAUCCUGUAAG
Messenger RNA from Labrus mixtus (cuckoo wrasse), 2559 nucleotides. It is a transcript of the gene dap3, whose product is annotated as death associated protein 3. Gene Ontology annotation, molecular function: structural constituent of ribosome. The transcript is spliced from 13 exons. Gene Ontology annotation, biological process: apoptotic process. Lineage: Eukaryota; Metazoa; Chordata; Actinopteri; Labriformes; Labridae. Gene Ontology annotation, cellular component: mitochondrial small ribosomal subunit; mitochondrial ribosome. The coding region runs from base 226 to 1413 and encodes 395 amino acids. The record is from RefSeq and is a predicted model, not a curated record.